Molecule: messenger RNA, 1157 nt
Organism: Phragmites australis (common reed)
Lineage: Eukaryota; Viridiplantae; Streptophyta; Magnoliopsida; Poales; Poaceae
Product: adenine phosphoribosyltransferase 2-like
Exons: 7
Coding region: 153-800 (215 amino acids)
Biological process (GO): adenine salvage
Cellular component (GO): cytoplasm; cytosol
Molecular function (GO): adenine phosphoribosyltransferase activity
Source: RefSeq, a predicted model, not a curated record
AUUUAUAGGCUCCCAUUUUAUUUAUAGGCUCCCAGCUGCCGCUAAAAGCGAUAGCUGGAGAAGAAGAAGCUGAGGAAUCGAGGAUCGAGCGAACGAGCGAGCAGGCAGGAGGGAAGAAGACUAAGAGCCAGUACUCUUGUGUUGGAGGAGUGAUGAUUAGCUCGUGUCGCAUGGGGAAGCAGGAGAGCAACAACAACGGCGGCAACAACAUGGAGGAGGACGCGCCGGCCGCGGCGACGGCGGCGAAGGAGAACGGCCGUGGUGCCGUGGACCCGCGCCUCCAGGGCAUCUCGGAUGCCAUCCGCGUCGUCCCCCACUUCCCCAAGCCAGGGAUCAUGUUCAACGACAUCACGGAGCUGCUGCUGCGGCCGGGCGUGUUCAAGGACGCCGUGGACAUGUUCGUCGAGCGCUACCGCGGCAUGGGCAUCGCGGCCGUCGCAGGUAUUGAAGCUAGAGGAUUCAUCUUUGGCCCAGCCAUCGCGCUAGCCAUCGGAGCAAAGUUCAUACCGUUGCGUAAACCAAAGAAGCUCCCAGGUGAGGUAAUUUCUGAGGCUUAUGUACUUGAGUAUGGGACGGAUUGUUUGGAGAUGCAUGUCGGAGCUAUUGAACCGGGCGAGCAUGUCGUAGUUGUUGAUGAUUUGGUUGCAACUGGUGGAACCCUUUCUGCUGCUAUAAGACUUCUUGAACGUGCUGGAGCUGAGGUGGUUGAAUGUGCAUGCCUCAUUGGGCUUCCCAAGUUUAAGGAUCUCUACAAGCUCAAUGGCAAGCCAGUCUAUAUACUGGUGGAGUCCCGGAAAUAGGAUGCAGAAAGUAAUGACCAGGCAGAAAAGCUCACAGUCACAGCUUCAUUCCUUUGCAAGCGCUCAGUGGAUGGGUAUUUGCUAGCUCUGCAGCACACUGUUAAGGCUAGCUGCUAUGCAUCUGCAUGGAGAGGGUAAGAUCACUAAGAUGGAUGGAACUUAGGCUUCGUAGCACGUCUAGUUUCUUAGCAGCAAAGGCUCAGGAGAGUAUGUAGUUCUUCCUGCUGGGAACAUCAGUUUCAGCCAGAGAAGAAGAAUCAUCGCGUUGUGCCUGAACUUCAUCGUGUUGUGCCUGAACUUCACCCUGUUUCUUUUCACAUGUUGGUUCAAUCUCUGGCGAAAAGCCAAUGCCUUUUA